CAUCUACGCUGUCGGUAAGAAGUAUGGGGCCGCCUCAAGAGAUCACUCUCUUCGUCGCUGGCUUGAUGUGUUAAUCGUGCCGCGGCCACCUUUGAUGAGGUCCUUGAACAGCGCGGAUCAAUGCGACUUGCGGCGGACGACGCCACUAAUCACUGGUCUCUGAGUCAGCUGCGUCCUCGCUCGGCUCAGGCAUAUCUCGCGAGAGCAAUCUUAGAUUGUCUCACCGCCUAUUGGCUGGCAUUCUGCAGGUCAUGUUGUUUUUGUCGUGAGCUGUGAGACGAGGGUGCUUGCCACAUCGGAGUAAGACUCAGGCUGCAUAUGCUGGUUCGAACAAUCUCUCAACACAUCCAGGCUGCGCUGAAGUUCAAUAUACCGGUCGACAAAGUGCCCUGUAACGCAGGCUGUGUGCAUUAUGGAUCGUUGCGUCCGAGGAGCUGUCAGCAGGCACAAUUGAAAACUUUAAAAGGCGGACCUUGUCUUCCCACGCCUUGCGGGCGAUUCCAGCAACCAGAGUUCACAGCUUCCGGAGCAAGUCCAACAUACCGAGGCCAACGCAUUGCAGUCUCAACUCAAGACUUGACUACGAAAACCUCGCCGAAGUCUAUCAAAAUGACGAAGCUCAUACAUCUGACUGGACUGUUGAUGCUACUACCCGCGACUCUAGCAUUUGCAGUGGUGGACUACCACAAGGGGCGCCCAGGCUGCAACAGUUUCAAGAAUCCAAGGGAUUUUGACGACGCCAAAGCCCUUUGGUACGAGGCGUGCAAAAAAGUCGUCCCAAACCCUCCUGAAGAGCCCUUAUUCUCCGAUGGCGGUGGGUCAAUGGCUGAAGGAGACUGUCGUUCCACAAAAAAAGACAAUCUGGGCAAUUGGAUAAGCGUGGCAUCCACUGUGGCAGCAAACCUUUGCUGGACUGAGGUUCCAUGGUGAUUGCAGUCGGCAGGCUCCUACGGAGAGUGGCUUGCUAUCGAAAGCAAGGGGAAAUGAUGACGGCGUCCCUUAUCAAGU
Molecule: messenger RNA, 1008 nt
Organism: Ceraceosorus guamensis
Lineage: Eukaryota; Fungi; Basidiomycota; Exobasidiomycetes; Ceraceosorales; Ceraceosoraceae
Exons: 3
Coding region: 319-930 (203 amino acids)
Source: RefSeq, a predicted model, not a curated record